AUGAGAAUUAGUUUUACGAAAUCGGAAAAAGUCUUUCCACCCGUUACGAUAAAUAACGCCCCCCUUGAAAUUGUCCCACAUGCCAAAAUUCUGGGCCUGAAUGUAUCCGACAACUUAAAAUGGAAUUAUCGUGUUAGCGAACUCGUUAAAAAAUCUUCAAAAAGAUUGUACUUCCUAACUCAGUUAAAGCGCGCCAAAGUGGGUUGUUUGGAAUUGGAACAAUUUUUUAAAUCCUGCAUCAGAUCUUUAAUUGAAUAUGCUUGCCCAGUGUAUCACGAUGGUCUCCCAACGUAUCUUUCGAGUGAUCUCGAAACUAUUCAAAGACGAGCAAUGCGAAUCAUCUACCCCACAGAAUCUUACGAAGAUGCCCUACUAUUAUCAGGUCUAACUUCCCUAUUCCUACGGCGUCAACAGAUUACUAACAAAGUCUUCCUAAAUAUUAUGAACGAUGAUGCACACAAAUUACACGAACUACUGCCUGCUAAAAAGAAUAUCUCGCUUAAUUUACGGAAAAAGUCGAAAUUCAAUAACCCAAGAGUAAAAACGAACCGUUAUAGAAAUAGUUUUAUCAUCAGUAAUUCAAUUAAGGUAUAA
Paramuricea clavata is the source of this 594-nucleotide messenger RNA. The record is from the annotation of a GenBank genome assembly. Lineage: Eukaryota; Metazoa; Cnidaria; Anthozoa; Malacalcyonacea; Plexauridae.